Molecule: messenger RNA, 705 nt
Organism: Eutrema salsugineum
Lineage: Eukaryota; Viridiplantae; Streptophyta; Magnoliopsida; Brassicales; Brassicaceae
Exons: 2
Coding region: 1-705 (234 amino acids)
Source: RefSeq, a predicted model, not a curated record
AUGGAUGUGGCGAGGCAAUCUACCAUUUCGUAUCAGGAGACUGAGCUGCAUCCGGUUUCAGAGAAAGGACCUAGUGAAAACAUGGAAUCCCAGAUCUCUGGCGGAGGGACAUCCGAACCACGAUCGUGCGACAAGGAGGAGUUGUGCACGGAAGAUGAACAACCUUUUUUCUUGGUUGAAUCUCGGGUUCCUCUUUGGAAUGAGCUUCGUCAGAUAAAUGAUUCCACUCCUGCGGCUAGUUACCCAUGGGCAGUCGUCGGAGACUUCAACCAAAUGAUGAGAGUAUCACACCACUCUAACCACUUGGCGAUUGACGUUGAUACAUCAGGUAUGGAGGAGUUUAACUUGGCUCUGCAAGAUGCUGAGUUAUUUGAAGCCCAAGCCAAAGGUCUUCCCUUCACCUGGAAAAAUAAUCAAGCGGAUCCUAUUUCUACUAAGAUUGACCACGCUUUUAUAAACCAUGCGUGGUCUUCAUCCUUUCCGGAGUCGUUUGCUGAGUUUUUGGAACCUCUUCAAUCCGAUCACACUCCAUGCCUGGUUAGGAUCCCAUCUCUGCAACGGCGAAACCGUAAACCGUUCAAGUUUUUCCACCAUGUGAUUGACCAUCCUUCUUUUACUGAUGUUGUUAAGGGUGCUUGGAACUGUGACUCAGUAAUAGGUUCAGAUCAAUUCAAGCUAGUCCGUGUUAUGAAAGGAUUAAAGUGA